Molecule: messenger RNA, 2113 nt
Organism: Xenopus tropicalis (tropical clawed frog)
Lineage: Eukaryota; Metazoa; Chordata; Amphibia; Anura; Pipidae
Gene: emc2
Product: ER membrane protein complex subunit 2
Exons: 12
Coding region: 95-988 (297 amino acids)
Cellular component (GO): endoplasmic reticulum membrane
Source: RefSeq, marked provisional
GGAGUUAGACGUCAACGAGUGUGUGGGUCCCGGAUUUGUGUUAAACAUAAUCGGCACUGUCCCGGAAGAAGCCGAACUGUUAGGCGGUACGAAAAUGUCCAAGGUGUCCGACCUGUAUGAUGUGACCUGGGAAGACAUGCGGGAUAAGAUGAAAACUUGGCGGGAAGAAAACUAUCGGAACAGUGAGCAUGUAAUUGAAGUCGGAGAAGAGCUGAUAAAUGAACACGCUUCCAAACUUGGAGAUGACAUUUGGAUAAUUUAUGAACAAGUGAUGAUUGCAGCCCUGGACUGUGGAAGAGAUGACAUAGCAAUGUCUUGUCUUCAGGAACUAAGAAGGCAGUUUCCUGGGAGCCACAGGGUGAAAAGGCUAACUGGCCUGAGAUUUGAAGCUAUGGAGAGGUACGAUGAUGCGCUCCAGAUAUAUGACAGAAUAUUACAAGAUGAUCCAACUAACACAGCAGCGAGAAAGCGAAAGAUUGCCAUUCGGAAAGCUCAGGGUAGAAACGCGGAGGCCAUCCGAGAGCUGAAUGAGUAUUUGGAGCAAUUUGUUGGUGACCAAGAAGCUUGGCACGAACUUGCAGAGCUUUACAUCAAUGAACUUGACUAUGCCAAAGCUGCUUUUUGUUUGGAAGAACUCAUACUGACUAAUCCACACAACCACUUCUAUUACCAGCAGUUUGCUGAAGUCAAAUAUACCCAAGGAGGGCUUGAAAAUCUGGAACUUUCUAGAAAGUAUUUUUCCCAGGCUCUGAAACUCAACAACCACAACAUGAGAGCAUUGUUUGGACUUUACAUAUCAUCCGUCCAUAUUGCUUCCAAUCCCAAAGCAAGUGCAAAAAUGAAGAAGGAUAAUGUAAAAUAUGCAACAUGGGCCACUAGCCAAAUAAAAAAAGCUUAUCAGCUUGCAGGUCGCACCAUGACUGAUACACAGACAUCUUUAAAGGCAGUUGAAGAUAUGUUGGAAACCUUGCAGAUCACACAGUCCUAAUAACACAAUGGAUUACUACACCAUCAGCAAGUCUCAUUAAUUCCCUUGAUGAUCAAUUUUUUAAGAUGUGAAUAGUUUGUGCACUGCUUUGGCCCUGUUGCCAACCAGAUUAACCCUCAGAAAGUACUUGUGUGUGUGGCUUCCUAUCACUAUGCACAAUGAAUAAAAGACCGCUUCAGUAGCUGCACCUACACGGGUAUGGAAAGGGUUAUCUCUGCCUACCUUAAAAAACUAAAGUCAAACUGUUUUAAUGUCUUAAAGGAAAAAUGCAGAUUGUUUUUGGUUAUUUUUAUUUAAGUUAAAGUCCAUUUAUAGUCUGGUAGCGUGCACAAGCCUGAGGUAUUUAUUAAAAAAGCUGGACUAUGUGCCCUGCCUCUAUCGUUGUUUAAAUAGAGUUAUAUUGUUAGUCAAGAAAUCCAUAAAGUGCUAAUAACUUGGAUGUUGGCGUUGGUCUGGAGUAUAAUACCUCUCCUCCUGAGGUGGUAGUCAGGCUAUUCUACUCAAGCCACACUUGGAGGUCCAACUUUGGUAAAAGCCCUCCUUAAAGGGAUUCUGUCAUCAUUGAUAUGGCAUAGUUUUUAUUACUGAAUUACACUGUGUGCAUUGCAACUAAUUCCUUCUACCAUUUCAAAUGUUUAGCUCUUAUAUUGGUGUGUAGGUGCCAUUGUGACCGAUUCUGAGCUUUCAGAUGAAGCCAGCACUACACAAUUUUCAGAUAAGCUAUUGUUUCUCCUACUCCUUCUCCUAAUGUAACUUGAGGAGUCAUGGCGGGAUGACUUGGAUUUCUACUAUUGAGUGUUAUUCUUUUAUCUACCACUAGGUGUGGAAGCAUUUUUAGUAAUACAGGGUGGCAGGGAGCCGUUAUGCUGCUCCCUUCCCAUUGCUCUCUUGAUCGGCUGCUGGAUGGGGGGGGGUAAAGGAGGUGUUGCAAACACUGAAACUUGCAGCUCAGCAACAAAGAGAGACUGAAUUUAUCAGAGAACAAGUCACAUGGCUGAGGGCCCCUGGUAAACUAAAAACUUCUAGCCCCAAAUCAAAUUUCAAAAUUUAAUAUGAAAAAAAAUCUGUUUCCUUGUUUUGAAAAGUGCUAUAAACCGAUGCAUUCUCUAAAAAAAAAAAAAAAAA